AUAAAGUUAUGGGAAGAAAAAUCCGAGGAGAACAUAAUUCCUCUUUUCUAUAAAAACCUAAAAAUCGGCAACCACUGCUUUUCAGCUUAUCUCCCUCCAACCUCGAAACGUGCACUCUCUUAUGCAUUAAUAUUGUCAGUGUUAAGAAUCCAAAACCUGCGUGCGUCUGCUCCUUUCCUUUUGAGAUACUCUUACAUAUUCUCCUGUUUUUUCCUCAUUUUUUAUGUUGUCGACCUUUUUGGCUUUAACAAAAGAUCAAGAACCAAAAGUUUUGCGAGUGGAAAGAAGCUUUCUAAGGAACAAAAGAAGAAUAAAAAAUGAGGUCGAAGUGCAUGUUGAUGAUGCCGUUUACAUUACUACACUUUGUAUCGGUUGUGGUGUUUGUUUUGGGAGAGAGAAUGAUUACGAAAGGGGAAAAUACGCAGAAAUAUGGAGGCAGUUUCCUUAGCAAAGCUAUAAACUUCUUAUGGCAAUCGGGGGAAUCAGGUUAUCAACACGUUUGGCCAGAGAUAGAAUUUGGAUGGCGAAUUAUUUUAGGUACUAUAAUAGGAUUUUUUGGAGCAGCAUUUGGAAGUGUAGGAGGUGUUGGUGGUGGCGGCAUAUUCGUUCCUAUGCUUAGCCUUGUUAUUGGCUUUGAUGCAAAAUCCUCCACAGCUCUGUCCAAAUGUAUGAUCAUGGGUGCAGCUUUGUCAACUGUUUACUAUAAUCUUAAUCUAAGGCACCCCACAUUGGAUUUGCCCAUCAUCGACUAUGAUUUGGCACUGCUCAUUCAACCAAUGCUUAUGCUUGGCAUCAGUAUAGGAGUGGUCUUCAAUGUGGUAGUUGCUGAUUGGAUGGUUACCAUGCUGCUUAUAAUUCUCUUUUUAGGUACAUCUGCAAAGGCAUUCUCUAAGGGUGUUGAAACAUGGAAAAAGGAAACCAUAGUGAAAGAGGAAAAUGCUAGGAAAGAAGACUCAAAUGGUUUUGGGACUGAAGUAGAAUACAGACCAAUUCCUAAUGAACCAGAUAAUGAUAUUGCGAAAGAAACGAAAAGAGAAGAGGUUAAUAUAAUUGAAAAUGUGUACUGGAAGGAGUUUGGACUUCUCGUUUUAGUUUGGGUCGCGUUCCUUGCAAUACAGAUUGCCAUGAGCCAAACAACCAAAUGUUCUACAAUAUAUUGGGUAUUCAACAUCUUGCAGAUUCCAGUUUCAGUUGGGGUAGCUGGAUAUGAAGCAGUUUCCUUGUAUAAAGGAAGGAGAGCAAUUUCUUCUGUGGGAGAUCAGGGCAAAAGUUUUACUAUUCCGCAAUUAGCUCUAUACUCUUUCUUUGGAAUAUCGGCUGGAAUUGUCGGUGGCUUGUUGGGAAUAGGUGGAGGAUUCGUUAUGGGGCCUCUCUUUUUGGAGCUCGGAGUCCCACCUCAGGUUGCAAGUGCCACAGCCACCUUUGCCAUGGUCUUUUCCUCAUCUAUGUCCGUUGUAGAAUACUAUCUCCUGAAACGUUUUCCAGUUCCUUAUGCCCUGUACUUUAUUGUAGUAGCUGCUGUUUCAGCCAUUGUAGGGCAGCAUAUUGUAAGAAAGUUGAUCGAUCUACUUGGGAGAGCUUCUCUUAUAAUAUUUGUUCUAGCCUUCACAAUAUUUGUUAGUGCUGUUUCACUAGGUGGAGUUGGCAUUGCAGCAAUGGUCAAGAAGAUUGAAAAUCAUGAAUAUAUGGGAUUUGAUGAUCUCUGCAAGUAUAAUUCAUAGCCCACUUCGUUAAAAUAUUUUGUGGUUCUUUUCAAGUUCCUAAUAAAGAGCCAACAAAACCUAUUUCUUCAAAAUUGACUUAUGGUAUGUCGGGAUUCAUUUGAAUUGGAAGCAAAACCUAUUUAUUUCUGCUU
Molecule: messenger RNA, 1855 nt
Organism: Vigna radiata var. radiata (mung bean)
Lineage: Eukaryota; Viridiplantae; Streptophyta; Magnoliopsida; Fabales; Fabaceae
Product: sulfite exporter TauE/SafE family protein 3
Exons: 13
Coding region: 318-1721 (467 amino acids)
Biological process (GO): protein ubiquitination
Cellular component (GO): Cul4A-RING E3 ubiquitin ligase complex; membrane
Source: RefSeq, a predicted model, not a curated record